Messenger RNA from Cynoglossus semilaevis (tongue sole), 4648 nucleotides. RefSeq lists its product as uncharacterized. Gene Ontology annotation, cellular component: membrane. The record is from RefSeq and is a predicted model, not a curated record. The transcript is spliced from 7 exons. NCBI's taxonomy places the organism in Eukaryota, Metazoa, Chordata, Actinopteri, Pleuronectiformes, Cynoglossidae. The coding region runs from base 1297 to 2865 and encodes 522 amino acids. Gene Ontology annotation, biological process: positive regulation of cell migration; positive regulation of ERK1 and ERK2 cascade; positive regulation of protein autophosphorylation. Gene Ontology annotation, molecular function: platelet-derived growth factor receptor binding; growth factor activity.
UGUCGUACAAUUAAUCUAUAAUGAUGGCGGAGAUCGUUAUCCCUAAACAGGAGGCUGUGAGCCCUGCCUUAAUGACGUGAAAACCCUGACAUCAGGAGUAAAGUUUAGGGACCAACGUAAAGUUAGCCACCUCGGAACCUUCACAUCCGACAAUAUUUCAAAAUAAGAGCUCAUGAGUACAACGGAAUUCUCCAUAGUCUGCAGUAUACGGUGUCCGACAGUCAUUCGUCUUCAUGUUGAAACCGCUGGAAAAAAAAUAAAAUGUUUCCACUUUUUUUUUUCCAACAUCGAGAUUUUUAGACAAAAGACCGGGAACUCAAAACGGACGUGUGUGGGUUUUUAUUCUGGAAACAAAACAGGUCCAACUUCCGUUGUGAUUCCUGUUUUCUUCGCGUACUUGACAGUUGAAACUUGGAGGAGGCCCUGCUUGGAUUUGCAAAAAAAAAAAAAAAAAGCUGCUCACAGCCUAAAACGCCAACCAGAGCGUGAAGCGCAGCGAAGAAAAAAGAACGCUGUGCGGCGAGAGCAGUUGAACGGCGUUCGUGAGGAGAGAAGGAGCGGAGAGAGACGCGGAGAGACACAGACACAUGGAGCUGCUACCGACCCGCAGACAGAUGCGACGAGCAGACAGGUGAAUUACGCCGCUGUGGGAAUAAGAUCACAUUCGCUGCGGAGAGUCCGGCGCGUACGCACGACGCGCAAUUUUCACCCCCCGAAUCUGGCCAACUUUUACGCACGGACCUCUGGAGUUAAGACGCUGUGGUGAUGACAGAAAUGCUGCAGCAUUCUCUGUUCACACGUGCGAGUUACACAGAGCAGCUCCACGGCUCGGUUUUAGGAUAAAGAAAACGUCUUUGACCGUUUCCCUGAUGUCACCAAAGAUCUGAAAACAAAUCGCACAAUUUUCUGGGGGACGAUUUUCGAUUCACCGCCAGGUCUGUCUGGUCCGUGCUCCCCGUGCAGACUGGUACCUUUUUCAGACUGCUCUGCUCCAACAUUUUUACGCACCUGUCCUGCCGCUGUCCAUUCGAGGGACUUUUUUUUUUUUUUUUUUCAAAAGCAGCGGUGUGGUGGACGGAGUCAGACGUCUGGCCUGUGCGUGAGUCACGGGUGAGCCAACGUUUGGACACGCGGCGCUCGGAGGCACUGACUGACACAGUUGGAGGAUAUAAAAACGGUGCUCGCGCUGCACGGCACACGACACCGGGAAGAGGCUCUCGGUGCAUUCGCGGGAUUGGACGCCGAACUGCUAAAUGCCCAGCAGGUCGCUUGCGGCUCCUCAGGCUGGGCGGCGACAUGAAGUCCUGGGUCCGGCUGCUGCUGCUGGCUGUGCUCUCAGUGGCUGGUCUGCAGCUCGGCAACGCUGAGGACGAUCCUCUCCCUCCGUCGCUGGUCGACCUGGUGAGGAACUCACCCGUCUCCUCCUUCGAGGACCUGAAGCUGCUGCUGCAGCAGGAGACGGCCGCUUUAGGUGAAAAAGAAGACGAAGACGAAGACGAUGAUGAUGAUCACGAUGUUCUAAAAAACCACAGCAGUGGCAGAUUCGUCAGGAGUCUUGUAACAGUGAAUGCGGAGGAGGCUAAGCCUGCAGCGUGUAAACCUCGGACGGAGGUGAUGGAGGUGACCAGGUCCAUGCUGGACCGGCGUAACGCCGACUUCCUGUUGUUGCCGUACUGCGUGGAGGUUCAGAGAUGUUCAGGCUGCUGCAACACCAGGCUGAUAAAGUGUGUCCCUGUUCGCACAACCACCAGACACCUGAAGGUAACAAAGAUGCAGUACGUCAACAAGAAACCUCACUUCACGAAGGUGAUCAUCUCUGUAGAGGAUCACACCGCCUGCAACUGCGUGACUGUUUCGUCCUCACCCCCCCCUCUGACUCCGUCCAAUCUCAACCCCCGUCCACCUGCACCACAGCAGCCUCAAACUGCUCACCCUGCCCGGCCGCCGAAGACCCACACCUCCAAAGCCGUCCUCCAUCGCAACGAUGACCUAAAGUAUAACCAACAGCACCACCUGUCGGAGGAGCGGGAGCCGGCGGUCAGGCAGUGGCCGCAGGGCAGCGUCACCCAGUUGGUGCACUGGACACAGCCUCGGCUGCCCCAGCCGCCCACCCACGUCCAGUCUGGGGUUCACCAGCCGAUCGCCGAGGUUCCCCGAUCCGUUGGCAGCUGGCCGUCGGAGGCAGGAGCGGAGAUAAGCGUCCUGGGGAGUUCACCGAUGGUGCCAGAGAGCGGGGGGAGCCGUGAGCAAGGCAGCGUGCAGGGGGCAAACAGCGAUGGGAAGGGACAGGACAGUGACCCUGCCCGGAGGCAUCAGCAGCCCCCGCCCCCGCCCCACGUUCCAGGAGUUCAUGACCAAGAGCUGAGGACACAGUAUAGACUCAAUGGUCCUCCGUCAGACAGUUCCUCCACUACAGGACCACCCAAAUCAGUACUGGACCCCGCCCACUCUCCGACCCCACACCAGAGGAACUUGCCGACCGUCCAGAGACAUUCAGAGGACACGAGUCCACCACAGACUAAGACUAGAGACAGCAGUCAAAAAGCAGGGGGCGAGAGGGAGGACAGCGGCUCGGCCAAUAGCGGGGACUCUGCCGGGGCGGAGUCGGCCGGUCAGGGGAAGGAGAGCAACGAUGGUCGUUUCACAGAGGAGGCGAGACGGCAAAACCUGAACGAGAAGGUCCAGAGCGAACAGUCUCAGCAGGGACCAAAGCUGCCGACAUUCAGAGAAGUACCAGCCAAGUCUACUUCGGCGCCAAUCAUAUCGUCUGCACAUCAGGCUCCUCCCCGUCCUGCCUUGCCUCGAAGCAGGAGGAAACACCGAAGGCGCAUCAACAAAGCAGCCCUCAGAGCCAUGAUCAUGUAAGAGCGCAGAGGACGGUAAAGUUCAGGAAAGAUUCUCGGGCCUGACUUCCUGACAGAUGGAGAAUGUUGAAUAUUGAACUCUGUGGAGAUAUUCUGAGGAGCCGACAGAAGUGAAGGACACUGCUGCUUUUUUCUUUUUUUUUUAACGGACAAGUUCAGUCAACAUUUCCUUUUCCUGCUUCUGAGCUGCUGUACAACAUCCAGCGUCGAGGAGAAUUCAAGAAUAAAGUGCAAUCUAACGAUAAACUGCAUUAACACUGGAUUUGAACUGUAAAAAAAAAACAGAAUCCUGGAUCCAUGGACGUUCACGCUGAGCUCAGAAUGUCACUGGUGGCUAACUGAUGACCCAGAUGUCCAACUCAACUACUGAUUGGUGGAGCUGCCGAUGACUUGGACUUUGAAGUCGGGAUUUUAAAGAAGCUAUGAAAAAAGAAAGUGGGAAAACUAGAUUUCUACAGCGGGACUUUAACUGGAAACAGAGGGAAUUUAUUUAGGGCCUCGACGCCAAAAUUUACUGUUAACUCACAAAGUAAGGUUAUCUAACACUGGAGUAGCCAAACACUGAUCGUACGUCUGUGACUUUAGAAAAACUCUGCCGCCUACUGUAACGUCACGUACUGGAAACUAUCAAUAAUCCGCUCCUUUUGUGCUGCAGCCCGUUCGAACGGAUGAACAAACGUUUGCCUGCCUAGAUAGUGUGCUAUGAAUAUCCACAUUAAAGCCAGUCUCCAAGUGCAGACUUUAGAGCUUUGCCGUGAGCCAGUUAUAGCCGACACUGUAUGUACAAACGCUACUAGAAACUAAUAUCCUGGAGACUCAGAGAAAAACUAAACUUUAUUUCCUAACUUAUUUAAAAGAUGAAAAAUAAUAAGAGAAAUUCAAGAAUUCAAGUGUAAUUAUUGUUGCCGACAUGUUUCAGGAUAUAAUUAUUGCUUGUAUAACUGUUACUGUAAUGAAUGUUAUUUUUAAUAUAAAAUUAAAAAAAUUCAACACAGAUUUAUUUUUGCUAUAUACAUAUAUCUUUAAUUCAUUUUAAAUGAGUGUAAAUAUGUUUUAUACAUUUCUUGAUUGUUCAGUUUACACUUAAUAUAUAUUUAUAUAUACAUAUAUAUAUAUUGAGGAUGUGAGGAUUACACUUGAGAUUUGCACUUAAUAAGGCUUGAACAUUUGGUAAAAAGUAGACAAAGUUUUUUCCUCCCUCUAGAACAUUCAUAGACGAGUGAAAAAACUCACAGCGGUUCGUAUUUGUACGAAAAAAAUACAUUUACAAACAAACUUUCUUUUGGCCUGAAGAUUUCAUCUGAACAAUAAUUAGAUCGUGAUCCACCAGUAGAUCUCCACAGAGGGAGUGCUGGUUAAUCAAAAUAGAAUAAAAUAAAAUAUAUAAAUAUAAUUCUAUAGUGUGUAGUAGUGACCAUAUACUGUAAGAAUUUGUGCCAAAGAGCUUCGUCCAUUUAACCAGUACAAAAAUAUAACAUAUAAUAUUUAUAUAAAGUAUAUUUACUUUAUAUAUAUUUAAUGUAUUCAGUCAUUUCAAUAGUAGCUCCUGUGCCAAAAAAGUGUGGACACCCCUGGUGUAGCGGUUAGUGUUCCCUGCCUUACAAGCAGAGGUACCUGGGUUUGAUUCCCAGAGGCGCCACCACAUCCUUGUGCCAUGUGGCAGCCUGUUAGUUGCAACCGCGUACUAUAGGUGGCGCCUCGCUGUAAAUUUCCCCAUUAUGGGAUGAACAAGGGACUGAAUUAUUAUUGAUGAUUAUGAUCAAUAUAAAAGAUCUGACUGAAAA